AGUAAUUCGUUCGUAUCGAAAUAUUAAAUAAUAAAACAUGACACCCUUAACAGAUGCUGAUUGCGCAUCAAAAACCUUUGAUCUUAUCCGAAAUAUUCAAAUUGGAAAAAUUAAAGGUUCUUUUGAUAUUACAAUUAAUACAGUUGCAUUAUUCAAAAGUUUUAUAGAAUCAUAUAAUUGGAAAUCUGCCAAUGAAUUAAUAACAUUAGUUAGCAGAGAAGGUAAAGUUUUAGCAACAGCCUUACCUCAAGAAUCUGUAACAUCUAACAUGGCCCGCAGAGUUUUGAAAAUAAUACGUGAAGAAUAUGAUACAGCACACAAGUCUCGAGCAGAAGGUCAAGAAGGAGAUACACAAGCUUCUCUUCAUAAAUUAGUAACGCAAACCAGUGAGGGCUACGGCCUUGUGGAUUAUAGUAAACCUCAAGAUGGUCUUUGUGAUGCCAUUUUAGAUCACAUUGCAGAAUUCGAAAUUGAACUUGAAACUAGUGGUGAAAAUAUCUACAUGCAAGCUGCAGAACAUAUUCAUUCCUCUGAAAUUAUUUUGACAGUGGGUUAUUCCUUAACUGUAGAAAAAUUCUUGAAAAAAGCUGCUCAGACCAGAAAAUUUGAAGUUAUUGUAGCAGAAUGUGCACCUCAAAAUAAAGGUCAUCUUCUGGCAGCUAGCUUAGCUAAAAGUAAAAUUCAAACAACAGUAAUUUCUGAUGCUGCUAUUUUUGCUAUAAUGUCCCGAUGUAAUAAAGUAAUAAUAGGUACCCACUCAGUUCUUGCAACUGGUGGCCUGCGAGCUGUUUGUGGUUCCCACAGUGUGGCAUUAGCUGCUAGACAUUUUUCUGUUCCAGUCAUCGUUUUAGCACCUCUAUACAAAUUGACUCCAUUAUAUUUGUGUUCCCAAGAAUCUGAUUGUUUCAAUAUAUUGGAAAAUCCUGCUGGAACAUUGCCUUACAAUAUUGGCGGUGUUACACGUGCUGUUAAAGUAUACAAUCCUGUUUUUGAUUAUGUUCCUCCUGAAUUAGUUACUUUAUUUAUCACAAAUUCUGGGGGUAACUCUCCUUCAUACAUAUAUCGUCUACUAAGUGAAUUGUAUCAUCCACAAGACUAUACAUUGCAAGACAAUAAUAUUCAAAAUGUUAAAUUAGUUUUGUAACAAAUAAGUUAUAUAUUUAUUAUAUAUUUUGUUUUGUAAAAAUCUAUAUGAAUAAAUUUCAUACUU
Molecule: messenger RNA, 1210 nt
Organism: Ctenocephalides felis (cat flea)
Lineage: Eukaryota; Metazoa; Arthropoda; Insecta; Siphonaptera; Pulicidae
Gene: eIF2Bbeta
Product: translation initiation factor eIF-2B subunit beta
Exons: 1
Coding region: 38-1144 (368 amino acids)
Biological process (GO): translational initiation
Cellular component (GO): eukaryotic translation initiation factor 2B complex
Molecular function (GO): translation initiation factor activity; guanyl-nucleotide exchange factor activity
Source: RefSeq, a predicted model, not a curated record